Molecule: messenger RNA, 3227 nt
Organism: Exophiala xenobiotica
Lineage: Eukaryota; Fungi; Ascomycota; Eurotiomycetes; Chaetothyriales; Herpotrichiellaceae
Exons: 2
Coding region: 53-2929 (958 amino acids)
Biological process (GO): DNA replication initiation; double-strand break repair via break-induced replication; mitotic DNA replication
Cellular component (GO): nucleus; MCM complex
Molecular function (GO): single-stranded 3'-5' DNA helicase activity; single-stranded DNA binding; ATP binding
Source: RefSeq, a predicted model, not a curated record
UUUACGACUCGGAUGCUUCCCUUUCUCUCCCACGCAGCAACAGAUUCCCAAGAUGUCGAACCUAGUAGAUUCGAUCCUCAACUCAGACGCCUUUGGCGCGACACCUUCCUCACCGCGGCGCACACAGAAUAAUAUCCCUUCCUCGUCACGGCCGAGACCGGCCCCUUCAGAAAGCAAUGGCAUGCCCUCAGAAGCAGACAUCUUCCCGGAUGAUGAAAUUGUCGGGGUAGCACGCGGCCGCAACAGAAAUCCACUCGACCGAAAUGUCUCCCAGGUGGCAGAUCGUGCAGGAGAAAGAGUGCAACAAGCCUUUGAAGAUUUUCUCGAAUCACACAUUGAAGAGCCGUCCUCCUCGGCAUUACCGCCUUCGAGUGAGUUGAAGACAGACAAGUACUAUAUCAACCAGAUUCACGGAUUGCGGGAAUUCCAGCUGUCUACUCUUUACGUGGACUAUCGACACUUAUUGUCGUAUAAGGAGGGCCCCAUUCUCGCAGAUGCAAUUGCAAGCCAAUACUAUCGCUUUCUACCGUUCUUGACAAAGGCGCUGCACAAUUUGUUGGCGAAGUAUGAGCCAAUAUACUUCAAGGAUCACCGACAGAUGACGAGCAAUGCUUCGCAGGCUGGUGCUUCGAUGGCUGGCAAUGCAACCAGCGAAGCAAACAGUCAAGGCGAGAUGACCCUGAAUCAGCAGACCGACAAACUGUUCACAUUGGCAUUUUACAACCUGCCACUUGUAUCUCGAGUCCGGCAAUUGAGAACUGAUCAAAUUGGAAAGUUGCUGUCCAUUUCAGGCACAGUCACAAGAACGUCUGAAGUGCGUCCAGAGCUGGCUCUGGGCACCUUCAUCUGCGAAGCCUGCAACACAACUGUGCCUAAUGUUGAGCAAACCUUUAGAUACACCGAGCCAAAUGUGUGUCCCAACUUGACCUGUGGCAAUAAAGUCGCAUGGCGAUUGGACAUCCGAAACAGCACGUUUGUCGACUGGCAAAGAUGUCGCAUCCAGGAGAACAGUUCAGAAAUCCCCACCGGAAGCAUGCCGCGUACAAUGGACGUUAUUCUUCGAGGAGAACAAGUUGAGCGCACUAAGCCUGGCGAGAAGUGUAUAUUCAGCGGCACUUUGAUCGUGGUGCCAGAUGUAUCUCAACUUGGAAUACCUGGUGUCAGACCGGAAGCCUCCAAGGAUAACAGAAACUUCCGAGGUGCCGAUGCUGGCGGUGCAGGUGUGACUGGCCUCAAAGCCUUGGGUGUGAGAGACCUGACAUACCGCAUGGCAUUCUUGGCCUGCUUCUCUUGCCCUGACACUACGACUCCUGGUCAAACAGCAAAUCAAUUAAAUGGCCAGUCAACCAAUAUUCUCAACUCGCUCCAUCAGACAGACUUGUUCGAUCAAUACGACAGCGGCGAGCGAGCUCAAGAAGCCUACCUAGAGACUCUGACACACGAAGAAAUCGAGGAUCUGAAGUACAUGGUCCACUCAGACAAGAUUUACAGCAGACUUGUCCAGAGCAUCGCACCGAUGGUCUACGGCCAUGAAAUCAUCAAGAAAGGUCUUCUUCUCCAGCUCCUUGGAGGCGUAUCGAAGAAGACUCCCGAAGGCAUGGCUUUGCGAGGUGACAUCAACAUCUGCAUUGUCGGGGACCCGUCGACUUCGAAAUCCCAAUUCCUCAAGUACAUCUCCUCCUUCCAGCCUCGCGCCGUCUACACUUCCGGCAAGGCCUCGAGUGCCGCCGGUCUGACCGCCGCCGUUGUCAAGGACGAAGAAACAGGCGAACACACCAUCGAAGCCGGCGCACUAAUGCUCUCUGACUCAGGAACCUGCUGCAUCGACGAGUUCGACAAGAUGGACAUAUCCGACCAGGUGGCCAUCCACGAAGCCAUGGAACAGCAAACCAUAUCCAUCGCAAAGGCCGGCAUCCACGCCACGCUCAACGCGCGCACGAGUAUCCUCGCCGCCGCAAACCCCAUCGGAGGCCGGUAUAAUCGCAAAACCACCCUGCGCGCUAACAUCAAUAUGUCGGCGCCCAUCAUGUCCAGGUUCGAUCUGUUCUUCGUUGUCCUCGACGAGUGCAACGAGAAUAUCGACCGGCAUCUCGCCGAGCAUAUCGUCAAUCUGCACAUGCUGAAGGAUGACUUUGUGCAGCCGGAGUUCUCGACGGAGCAGUUGCAGCGGUAUAUUCGGUUCGCGCGGACGUUCAAGCCCAAAUUCACGCCCGAGGCGAUGAAUUUGCUCGUGCAGAAGUACAAGGAACUUCGAGCGAACGACGCAGGCGGAUUGGGCAGGAAUAGUUACCGCAUCACGGUCAGACAAUUGGAGUCGCUGAUCCGGUUGUCCGAAGCAAUCGCCAAAGCCAAUUGUGUCGAAGACAUCACGGUGCCCAUGGUCCUCGAGGCGUUCGACUUGUUGAAACAGUCCAUCAUCACGGUCGAAAAAGAUGACGUGGAUGUCGACGAUGACGAGGAACCUGCACAGCAAGAAUCCCACGGAGAUGGUGAUAGUCCGAUGGCUGAAGGCGAGCACGACCACGAACACGAACACGACGAAGACCAGCGGCAGCGUCGCGCUGACGGCACACCCGCGCCCGGUAGAGUCACCACGAAAAUCACGUUCGAAAAGUACCACCAGAUCCAGAAUCUGUUGGCAUCGCAUAUCCGCGACGAGGAGGAUCGGACCGGCGAGGGUCCCGAGCAUGAUGAAUUGUUGGUCUGGUAUCUAGAGCAGAUCGAGGAGAGCAUCUCGAAUGAAGACGAGUUGAACGCUGAGCGGUCCUUGGCCAAGAAGGUCCUGAAACGGAUGGUCAAGGACAACGUCAUCAUUCCGAUUCGCGGUGAAGGUCUGGUUGACGAUGAGCAGAGCCAGGACGCGGCUACUACGAGCUCAAAAGUCUCUUAUGCUUUGCAUCCCAAUUGUGGCAUUUUUGAUGAUGAUUGAGCGGUGGCCGAGCCUGGGUUAAUUCGUAAAUACGAGAGUGUGUUUUGAUGAAGAAUGAUGGGAUGCUACAGGCAGGCUUGUGACUGAAGCGUUUUGCAUGUUGUGCUCGACGAGGGGAGUCAUGGCGUAUUUUGAGGUCCAUCAAGGUCACGCUCGCAUGUGAGGUCCUCCGCAACGCGAGGCGCGAGGCGUCGUGUCUUAUGAACAAAUCCAUGUGUAGGUUAUUGGUGCCAGGCGACACAACGCCUUCAUGAACAAGUUGCUUUGCCAUUGAAAGUGAAGCAUCGCAUCUCAAUCA